AAAAGUUAUAACCUUUUUUUUUUGGGGGAUCCUUUUUGGCGCUUUUUUACCUGUUCCAUUCCAGUCGAGUAGUGCCCUCUGGGCUCCUCAUCUUUGGACAUAAUAAUUCACGCAACUCACCACAGUACUUCACCAACUUUACGUAUUCUCUUCUUCAGAGUUGAGACAAUCGAAAUCUACGCCCAACCCAAAUAGAGAGUAGGGAGCUUCUUUUUAGCUGAGAUAGAGAGAUGGAGAGAAAGGUACUGCUGGUUUGCUGCGCAGUGGGUCUCUUGGGGCUAUUAUCAGCUGCUACAGGUUUUGGUGCUGAGGUAACAAGAAUCAAGGGUUCUCAGGUUCAGUUUAUCUCCGUUACUCAAUGUGAAUAUCCUCGGAGUCCAGCUCUUGGUCUUGGUGUAACUGCUGCAGUGGCUCUUAUGCUAGCUCAAAUAAUUUUAAAUGUUUCAACGGGCUGCAUUUGUUGCAAGAGGAGCCCCCAGCCUUCCAACUCUAACUGGACAGUAGCCUUGUUCUGCUUUGUUGUUUCCUGGUUCACGUUUGUUAUAGCAUUUCUUCUGCUGCUCACUGGUGCUACACUCAAUGAUCGGCAUGGUGUAGAAAGCAUGUACUUUGGCAACUACUACUGUUAUGUUGUGAAACCUGGAGUGUUUGGUGGAGGUGCCGGUUUGUCACUUGCAAGUGUGGUACUAGGAAUUGUCUACUAUGUCACCUUAAAUUCAGUAAAGGACAGUAACAGUCCAUGGGGCACUUCUGCUCCUCCUAAUCCAGGGGCAAUAGCUAUGGGGCAACCCCAGUUCCCUCCACCGAGUACCACUCAAGAACCAGUAUUCGUCCACGAAGACACAUACAUGAGACGACAAUUCACAUGAUUCGUGGAUAUCUUUGUUCAGUUAUUCCUGUUGCAUUACUGAAUUUUUAUGGUAAGAGAGCCUAUGAUCAGUUUUUGAAGAAGUAAUGAUUGCCAUUGUAGGAAAUGGGCAGUUUUCUUCAUGCAGUGUAUAAUCUGUUGGUGGCAUAGCUCUAUAAUCCCUGUUUCGGUUUGUCGCUAGAGUUCCUUAGGAUUGUAUUUGAUUUUGUUUAUACCACACAUUGUGCAAGAAACCGAAUGUGUUUGAAUAGGAGCUGAAUAGAUUAUUUAAACCUAAGGGAAAUGCUUUCUGGUUCAUCCAUGGUAGUAAUCUCUCCAAAAUUUUGAUUGUGGCAUAUUGCAUGGAUGAACUCGAUGGAUUCACAAACUUUGUCCA
Molecule: messenger RNA, 1244 nt
Organism: Prunus dulcis (almond)
Lineage: Eukaryota; Viridiplantae; Streptophyta; Magnoliopsida; Rosales; Rosaceae
Exons: 3
Coding region: 231-869 (212 amino acids)
Source: RefSeq, a predicted model, not a curated record